UCUCAGAGAAAUUCAAUUUGUUUGUUAAAAAUGGUGCGCAAAGAGUUAGACAAGAGGAUCCGCACGUUAAUUGAGACCGGAGUAAAACAGGGACAUCGAUCCAUGUUUGUAGUUGUCGGUGACAAAGGCCAAGAUCAGACUGUCAUCCUGCAUAAUAUUUUAUCAAAGACGACCGUCAAAUCAAGACCCAAUGUCUUGUGGUGUUAUAAAAAGGAUUUGGGGUUCAGCAGUCAUCGUCAAAAGCGGAUGAAACAAAUGAAGCAAAAGAGGAAGCAGGGCAAAGUUGAUGUCAAUGAAGAUGACCCAUUUGAACUCUUUAUCCUUUCCACAUCAAUCCGUUACUGUUACUAUGCAGAGACACACAAGAUCCUUGGUAACACAUUUGGAAUGUGUAUUCUUCAGGAUUUUGAAGCCUUAACUCCUAAUAUCCUUGCAAGAGCCAUUGAAACAGUGGAGGGAGGUGGUCUUGUGGUUCUCUUACUAAGGUCCAUCAACUCACUCAAACAGCUCCAUACUAUGGCCAUGGAUGUUCAUGCAAGGUAUAGGACGGAAGCACAUAAUGACGUGGUUGGCCGGUUCAAUGAAAGAUUUAUUCUAUCUUUGGCCUCCUGUACUCGCUGCUUGGUUGUGGACGAUCAGCUUAAUAUUUUGCCCGUUUCGUCUCAUUCUUUUGAGAUUAAAACUAUGCCUGCAGUUGAGACUGCCAACGAACUGAAAGAAUUGAAAGCCAGUAUGCAGGAUACCCAACCCGUCGGGUCACUUUUGAAUUGUUGUUGCACACUUGAUCAGGCCAAAGCUGUUCUCAAAUUCGUUGAGUGUAUUUCGGAAAAAACAUUGCGCUCGACGGUAGCAUUAACAGCAGCACGUGGACGUGGCAAAUCAGCAGCUUUGGGGCUAGCCAUGGCAGCUGCAGUAGCUUUUGGUUAUUCCAACAUAUUCGUUACCAGUCCAAGCCCGGAAAAUCUGAAAACUCUUUUUGAGUUUAUCUUCAAAGGCUUUGAUGCACUACAGUACAGCGAACAUGAAGACUACAGCAUUACGCAAUCGAGCAAUCCAGAAUUCAAUAAAGCAGUAGUGCGAGUGGAUGUUUUCCAUGACCAUCGACAGACCAUCCAGUACAUCCAUCCAACAGACGCAGCCAAACUUGGUCAAGCAGAAUUGGUGGUUAUUGACGAAGCUGCAGCGAUUCCUCUACCUCUCGUUAAGGCCCUUCUCGGACCCUAUCUUGUUUUCAUGGCAUCUACGAUAAAUGGUUAUGAAGGGACAGGUCGAUCUUUAUCUCUCAAGUUGAUUGAGCAGUUGAGAGUGCAGAGUCGACCGAUGGGUGCCUCUACUAAACAGAAAGAGGUCGAUUCUAAACUCGUAGGCCGCAGCUUGGCUGAGAUUACGUUGGACGAAUCAAUUCGUUAUCGCAACGGAGACGCCACCGAAGCUUGGCUUAAUCAUCUUCUAUGCUUGGAUGCAACUUUGGCUCCUCCUAUUCCGGCAGGUUGUCCGUCCCCUGAAAAUUGCGAUCUUUACUACGUUGAUAGAGAUGCGUUAUUUUCCUACGAUAAAGGGUCGGAAGCUUUUCUUCAGCGAGUCAUGUCGCUGAUGGUAUCAUCCCAUUACAAGAACACGCCAAAUGAUCUUCAGAUGCUAUCAGACGCACCAGCCCACCAUCUUUUCUGUUUACUUGGACCCUUGUCUUCAUCUGGAGGGAAAACGCAUGAAGUGUUUUGCGUCAUUCAAGUCUGUCUAGAAGGUGAUAUUUCCAGCGCAUCCAUCAUGCAAGGCCUCGCUCGAGGCCAGAGGUCCUCUGGUGACUUGAUCCCAUGGACUGUGGGAACCCAGUUCCUCGAUCAGGACUUCCCAAGAUUGUCAGGUGCACGUGUCAUCCGCAUUGCAACGCAUACAGAUUACCAAGGGAUGGGUUACGGAAGCCGUGCUUUGGAUCUGUUGGAGAAAUACUAUGAGCAAAACAUGAUCAAUAUUGAUGAAAUGGAAGAGCCUGAACGCCAAGGACUGAAGAUUGUGAACGAGGAAACGGCUGGGGAGCUAGGAAAAGAUCAAGGGAAACCUAGAAAGUUGAAGCUUUUAUUGAAGCUUAGCGAAAGGAAACCAGAACGAUUAGACUACCUUGGUGUGUCUUUCGGCUUAACUGGCUCUCUGUUGAAGUUUUGGAAGAAAGCUGGAUUUGUACCAGUCUAUAUCAGACAAACAGCAAAUGACCUGACGGGAGAACAUUCGUGUAUCAUGCUGAAGGUUUUGCGCAACCAAUUAGAUGAUGCCAUCCCUACCGACAAUCAAUGGCUCCAGGCCUUCUGGUUGGAUUUUCGCCGUCGUUUUAUCUCUCUGUUGGGAUUCCAGUUCAGAAAAAUGAGCCCAGCUCUUGCUUUGGCCAUUCUCCACAACAAAGCUGUCAAUGACAACCAUUCUGAUAUUUCACGCCAAGAACUCGAGUUACACUUAAGUCAGUACGACCUUAAGCGGCUCGAGUAUUAUUCCCGCAACAUGGCCGAUUAUCAUCUUAUCAUGGACUUGUUGCCGAAUGUCACCAAAAUCUAUUGCUUGGGUUCCAUGGGUGACACUCACUUUUCAGCGGUUCAACUGACUAUCUUAAUCGGUAUGGGAUUGCAGUACAAGACUGCCGAUGAAUUAGCUGCGGAACUAGAACUACCAAGCACUCAGUUAUUGGGUCUAUUUAAUCGAACCAUGCGUAAGAUUUCGCAGUAUCUCUCUUCAGUUGUCGAGCAAGAAGUAGCUGCUGCACUAGAAUCGAAAUCUGGCAGAAACUUGGUGUCAUUCGGACAGCCUAUUGCCCAAACUUUAUCAGACGAACUUGAUGAGGACGCUAAAAAACUGAAAGAGAAGCAGAUGGAGGAAUUGAAAAAACUGCAACUCGACGACCUUUCUCAGUUUACAAUCAAGGGUAGCGAAAACGAAUGGAGCAAUGUUUUGGCCAAGAAUCCGAAAGGAAUCGUCAGCUUGAAAAGUGGUGAGAAAAGACGACUACUUGAUGCUGCUGAAGAAACUAACGUCGAAGACGAAACAAAGCCAGACAAAAAGAAAACACACAAGAACCAAAGUCAAAGAGGCAAAAAGAAAGUUAAGAAGUAGGCUCUUUAUUUCUCCUUCAGGUCACUGGUGUUGUCGGGGGCAAAUAUAUAUGCAUAUGUAUUUGGCACGCUAA
Messenger RNA from Daphnia magna, 3172 nucleotides. Its product is annotated as RNA cytidine acetyltransferase. Gene Ontology annotation, cellular component: 90S preribosome; nucleolus. Bases 31 to 3099 code for a protein of 1022 amino acids. NCBI's taxonomy places the organism in Eukaryota, Metazoa, Arthropoda, Branchiopoda, Diplostraca, Daphniidae. Gene Ontology annotation, biological process: rRNA acetylation involved in maturation of SSU-rRNA. The record is from RefSeq and is a predicted model, not a curated record. The transcript is spliced from 16 exons. Gene Ontology annotation, molecular function: 18S rRNA cytidine N-acetyltransferase activity; ATP binding; tRNA binding.